Molecule: messenger RNA, 934 nt
Organism: Octopus bimaculoides (California two-spot octopus)
Lineage: Eukaryota; Metazoa; Mollusca; Cephalopoda; Octopoda; Octopodidae
Source: RefSeq, a predicted model, not a curated record
UUAACUCAGAAUUACAGGACACGUGACUAUGUCGAAUGAGUGAAACCUUUUUAAAGAGUCGCUUGUAAAUAAACUUCAACAGAUUAACAACAAACAAGCUGACAGAUACAAGCAUGGAGGUUUCGUGUGUGAAUUUGAUUUUUGCUGCUAUUGUCACAUUAUGUCUUCCACAAGGAAGUCCUGCAAAAUUAUGUUACAGCUGCAGCUAUACAUACACAAGUACUCGUAUUGGAGAAGAAUGCCUGUAUGCUCCAAUGAAUGUAUCAACAGCAAACCUUGUGGCUUGUAACUCAAAAUGCUAUUCAAGGGCUGUUUAUACAAGAGGGUCAAAGGAGAGACGAGUCAACUCAGCUGUUCGAGGAUGUUGGACGGAUGGCUUGUAUGAAAUGUACAAGUCAUGUACAUCGAGCUUACAUGAAGAAACCUGUACCCGGACUUGCUAUGGAGCCAAGUGUAACACAUGGAGUCUCUAUUAUAUUGCAAAUGCAGAUGGAGAACACAAUGGUGACGACAAAGAUCCAUACAAUGAGCCAGAAAAUGAGAAUCGACCAAACAUGAAAUCAGAAAAUGGGAAUGAGUCAAAUAAGAAAGGAGGUGAGAAUGGUUCAAAUGUGAACUCAGAAGAGAAAUAUGAACCAUACCCAGGAAUGAUAAACGAAACAAAUUAUGCAAAGGAAACAACUUUUCCGACUUCUUCAAACACCACUUUAUCCAGUCCUGGUCCACAAAACUGUUACAGUGUUUUAUUUAUGGUUUUGACUAUUGUACUUAGUUUUAUAGUUUGGGUAUAAUACUGAUGUGUGCUGUGGAAGGUUGUUGAUUUGUUGGUUGGUGAUGUGAUUGUAGUUUCUUUGGCAAAACAAAUCUGUGAUUGUAUUUCAUCUCAGCAGGAAAUGAUUCACUUAACCUCACUUUACAUUUGGGCUAAGCUUGA